CCGCCCCCGCCCCGCCGCGGGAUGGAGCUGGACGGGCUGCGGCUGGACGAGGAGGGGACCUUCCCCCUGAGCGGCUUCCAGGAGUUCACGUUUCUGCCAGGGCACCAGCAGCUGAGCGAGAGGGUGCGGAAGCGCUUGUAUUAUGGCUGGGACAAAGACUGUAGCCUGGACAAUCUCUCCAGCCCGGUGGCAGACAUCGCCGUCGAGUUGCUCCAGAAAGCAGCUCCCAGCCCCAUCCGCAGGCUGCAGAAGAAAUACGUUUGCCACGUGUCUCGGGAAGCCUGCAUCUCGCCCUGCUCCAUGAUGCUGGCUCUGGUUUACAUCGAGAGACUCCGGCACCGGAAUCCCGAGUACCUGCAGCAGAUCUCCUCCUCGGACCUCUUCCUGAUCUCCAUGAUGGUUGCCAGCAAGUACCUGUAUGACGAAGGGGAGGAGGAGGAGGUGUUCAACGACGAAUGGGGCGCAGCCGGCAAUGUGGGGGUGCAGACCGUUAACACGCUGGAGAUGAACUUCCUGAGCGCCAUUGACUGGAGCCUCUACACUGACCCCAAGGAGCUGUUUGAGGUGCUGAGCUGGCUAGAAGGAUGCGUGGCAAAGAGACAGGGCACCCAGCGUGGCUGGUUCACCUACACGGACCUGUGCGUCCUGCUGGAGCAGUCCCUCUGGCAGCAUGCCCUGGGCCAGUUCUACCAGCAGGUGGCGAAGCUAGCCUGCUUGCUGGGCGUGAUGUACUUGACUGGCAUUGCUGCCGUCUUCGCCUCUGUCGCUGUGGUGCACCAGGUUGUGUGUGUGAGGAGCGCCGGCCCCGCUGCCCUCCGGCCUCUGCUGUUCCCCAUGGAUGGUGGGCGCCCGCUGGGCUCUGGGGCACCCCUCGCCCCCUGUGUCACUCAGCUGCCAAAUCCUGGGCUGGGGCUCCCUGGCCCCCCUUCCCCCUCCUGCUCCGAUAGCAGCUCCUGUUGCCUGGUGGAGAACGAGACGGUGGAGGAGCAGCGCCGCCCUGGUGGUGGGGUGAGGGCGACGGCACUGUACCUGUGGGGCAGCGUGCUGACGGCGCUGUCCUACAAGGAGGCCCCAGGCUCUGCCAUCCAGACUAGUCCCCAGCAAGAGCCCCCCCUCUGCCCAAACUGCCUGAAACUCCGCAGCGGGCGCAGCACCUGUGAGAGAUCCAACCGCACGAGCCCCAGCAGCCCCUUCACCCAGCCUGCCCCCUUUGGACUCGGCCUGGGCCCCGCUCGCCCGGCGCUCUGCUGCAGUGGCUGCUCGCCCGGCCCCAGCUGGGGCUGGCAUCCGUCCGCAGCCCUCGGCCCCCAGGACUGGCCCGACCCCCUGGCGCUGAAGCAGUGCUCCUUAGAGGCAGCCAUGGAUCUGGGCAGAAUCAAGAGCUUCAUCUUCCCCAGCUAGGGCUGCGCAGUGACCCCAUGGCCCAGCUCGGCCCCUAGGGAGGCCCUGGCCUGUGGGGCUGGGAGGGCCAGGCCCCCGCGUUAGUUCCAAGCCAGCGUUUGUACCCCGUGGGUCGGGCUUCUCUUUGCCAGACUCUUCAGGCUUUACUGGGCGGGGGCAGCUGUGGGCAGGGUCUGGCUGAGUGCGGGGGUGGUGGGGCUGCCUGGGGCUGGCAUGGGGGCUUGGCGGCUGUGGGGUGCAGCGGCUCUGCUGGGGGAUUAGGGUGCCCCAAAGCAGGGGUGCCAGUCUGGGGAGGGCACUGCUCACCUGUGCCCCAUUGGUGCCUCCCAGUGAAGCUGGGAUCUCGACCCCCUGCUGCAUUGGGCAGUGUGGAGGGUGGGGGGAGCAGGGGUGGCACAUGAGGCUCUGGGCCCUUGGGCUGUACGGUGGAGGGGCCGGGUGUGU
This is a messenger RNA of Malaclemys terrapin pileata, 1845 nucleotides long. It is a transcript of the gene CNPPD1, whose product is annotated as cyclin Pas1/PHO80 domain containing 1. The transcript is spliced from 8 exons. Lineage: Eukaryota; Metazoa; Chordata; Testudines; Emydidae. Gene Ontology annotation, biological process: regulation of cyclin-dependent protein serine/threonine kinase activity. The record is from RefSeq and is a predicted model, not a curated record. The coding region runs from base 22 to 1401 and encodes 459 amino acids. Gene Ontology annotation, cellular component: cyclin-dependent protein kinase holoenzyme complex; nucleus. Gene Ontology annotation, molecular function: cyclin-dependent protein serine/threonine kinase regulator activity; protein kinase binding.